AGUUGCGGUGCGGCCGUGGUGCGUAGUAGUCGUGUGAGUGGUUGUGCGAGCAGGCGGUCUAUGGUUUGCUGCAGUUAUCGCAGUUACUGCAUCUGUCUCUUCGCUUCGACGCAGACUUUUUUUUUUCUAAAUUCCGUGUGCUUAGUGUUGGUGAUGAUGGUCGUCAUAUGUUUGGCAGCGGCCAUGGUGGGAGGUAUAUGAGGGGUGGUUAGUUGACGGCGCCUGUCAGAGCGACGCUAGACGUCGCCCAUGCCGGUUGUGCUCUGGCAGUAGGGAACACAAUUAGGCGGUUAUGUGAUAACGAGAAGUCCCUCCACCACAGUAUUUCGCUUUUCAUCUGGAUUUUUUAUUCGUGAGUAAUGAGUGAGACUUGUCGCUACGACAGUGUUCUUAUACCGCUGCUGGUGUGAUAUCGACAUAAUUAUGAGUGUUUGUUCCUGUUCAUCUUGACCCAUUUUAUUAUCUUUUCGGACAAAAUAUGGAAGAACCGCUGCUGACUGGAGCCUUAAGGCUGAUAGUGUGUGUAGUGUUAUGUCACAGCGCAUGGGGCGCCUCGGAACAACAGACGCCGGCCGCGCCGUCGCUCCGAUACGAGGCUCCGGAUGAUUGUCAGUGGUGGAUCCGUGAGACGUCCGGUUCCGGCGGUGAUGAAGUGGCUCUCACAUGCAAGCUUCGCACUAUCAACAGUGAGUUUGAUACAACCAACUUCAGUGUCAUCCCGUCUGAACACACGACCUCGCUGCGAAUAGAAUGCAAUAAUAUGUUGAUGUCACGGAGUUCACUGGAUGAUAGCAGUUUCGUACACCUGACACGCCUCCGCGAAUUGGUGCUGGAUCACUGUAAACUAGGGAGAUGGCCCAAGGGAACGCUAACGGGGCUUCGAGACCUGAGGAACCUGACAGUACGUACCUGGAACACGGACUGGCCGGCCAUGAGUCUGGAGUUAUCUCCCGAGAGUUUCUCUCCCGUGCGGCAACUUGAGAGACUUGACCUCAGCUAUAAUAACAUCUGGUCCUUCCCUGAGAACGUCUUUUGUCCGCUUUCGAACCUCGUGAGUUUGAACAUCAGUCGUAAUCGACUGCAGGACAUCAGCGAAGUGGGAUUCCGCGAGAAAGCGGCACCGCCACAGCCGCUGGUCAGUACACAGGAGGAGGAAGGCGCCCUAGCCCCCGCAAUUUCACCGCCAGCCUCCUCACCUUGCGGCUUGGACAUCCAAGUACUGGAUGCUUCGUGGAACCACUUCGUUUUGAUACCCACCAAUGGAUUCAGCACCCUCCGUAGGCUGCGUGAGCUUCAUCUUCACGACAAUGAGAUCUCCAUGGUGGCAGAUCGCGCUCUGGGAGGACUUAAAGGCCUUCAAGUGUUUGAUUUGUCUAACAACAAAGUAGUAGCACUCCCCCCUGAACUAUUUCGUGACUCAGCCCCCAUAAUAAAGGAAAUAUAUCUGCAGAACAAUUCCAUUAGUGUUCUAGCGCCGGGACUGUUCGCAAAUUUAGGUCACCUCUUAGCUCUGGAUCUGUCGCGCAACCAACUGACAAGCGCAUGGAUUAACAGUGGCACGUUUUCUGGCCUCAUUAGGCUCGUUCUUCUCAAUCUGUCGCAUAACCGGAUAUCGAGACUGGACCCUACGUUUUUCCGUGAUCUUUACACUCUCCAGAUUCUAAACCUGGAACAUAACCAGCUCGAAACCAUUCCAGCGGACACCUUCGCGCCUAUGAACAAUCUGCAUACGCUUGUCUUAUCUUAUAACAAAAUUAGUUACUUAGACGCGUACUCACUUAACGGUUUGUAUGUACUCAGUCUCUUGUCCCUGGAUAAUAAUCUGUUGGAAAAUGUGCAUCAGGACGCUUUUAGAAAUUGCAGCAGCAUCCAGGACUUGAACCUAAACGGAAACACCCUGUCUACAGUGCCCUUAGCCCUGAAGGAUAUGCGACUUCUUAGGACAGUAGAUUUGGGUGAGAACGCAAUUACCAAUCUUUCCGAUCCGGGUUUCAAAGGUAUGUCUAAUCUAUAUGGGUUACGCCUCAUAGGCAAUCAAAUAACUAACAUAACGAAAAAUAUAUUUGCCGAUCUCCCUUCAUUGCAGAUACUGAAUCUCGCUCGUAACCGUAUACAGAGAGUGGAACAUGGAGCUUUUAGUGCGAAUUCGGACUUACAGGCUAUUCGUCUGGAUGCUAAUUUAUUGACAGACAUCAAUGGCUUGUUUGUUGACAUAUCGAGCCUGUUGUGGCUUAACAUCUCGGACAACCAAUUGGAGUGGUUUGAUUAUGCGCUGGUGCCGCUGGGUUUACAGUGGUUAGAUCUUCACAAGAACUACAUAAAAGAGCUGGGAAAUCAUUACGAGUUGGGUUCGGAGCUCAGAAUCCAAACACUAGACGCGAGUUUCAACAAACUGACGCGUGUGACAGCCAAUUCGAUCCCUAACAGUGUGGAACUACUGUUUCUGAAUGACAAUCUUAUCACAACAGUGGAGCAACACACAUUUCUGAAGAAAACGAACCUGACACGUGUGGACCUGUAUGCAAAUCAGAUAGUGAGUAUGGAUCUCAGUGCCCUGAGGUUGACUCUUGUUGACAAGGAUCGCCCGUUGCCUAAUUUUUACAUCGGCGGGAACCCGUUCCAGUGUGACUGUACCAUGGAGUGGCUGCAACGGAUCAAUAAGCUGGGCCAUCUUCGUCAGCAUCCACAUGUUAUGGAUCUUGAAAGCAUUUACUGCAAGCUGAUGUACAACCGUUACCGCACCUACAUACCACUAACUGAAGCCGAGUCCUCCCAGUUCCUCUGCACCUACAAGACGCACUGCUUCGCCCUGUGUCACUGUUGUGACUUUGAUGCUUGUGACUGCGAGAUGACUUGUCCCAGCAACUGCACCUGUUACCACGACCAAACAUGGUCUGCCAACAUCGUGGAAUGCUCCGGGAUAGAAUAUACAGAAAUGCCUAGCAGCAUCCCGAUGGACGCUACUGAGGUGUACCUGGACGGAAAUAAUUUUGGCGAACUCUCCAGUCAUUCGUUCAUUGGGCGCAAGAAUUUGAAGGUUCUGUACGCAAACAACUCGAACAUAGCUGCCAUAUACAAUCACACGUUUAGCGGCCUGAAGCGCCUAACAGUGUUACAUUUGGAGAACAAUCGAAUCAAGGAGUUGCUAGGGUUCGAACUCGAGAGUCUUACUAGCCUCCGCGAGUUGUAUCUGCAAGGUAACCAAAUCCACGUCAUUGACAACAGGACAUUCACGCAUCUGGAGCACCUCGAAGUCUUGCGAAUUGACGGAAAUCGCCUGUCCACUUUUCCAGUCUGGCAGUUUACGUUGAACCCUUAUCUAGUUGAGAUAGGACUCGGCGAGAAUCAGUGGUCGUGCGAUUGUCAGUAUCUCCACCGAUUCCGUAUCUGGCUUCAAGGUAACUUUGUUAAGGUUGUGGAUGCAAACAAAAUAGCCUGCAUGUUUAACAACGUGACGCAUGUCGUUGGGCCGCCGCUUGCAGACUUUAACUCAAGUUCUUGUGCUGCGUUUACUGGCGGCUCUACUGCUGUAGUGGAGAAUAAAGUCAUAAAUGAUUACCUCCCCCUCCUCUUGGUUACGUUGUGUGUGUUCCUCGCUUGUGCCGGGCUAGCUUGUGGGGCAUUCUACUACCGACGUGAACUUCGCGUCUGGGUGUAUUCUCGAUGUGGGCUCCGCAUGUGCUACAAGACGACAGCCUUUGAAGAGGAACAAGACCGCGACAGGCUGUUCGAUGCUUACAUCAGCUACAGCGUUAAGGAUGAUGCUUUUGUAAGCCAGGUACUAGCACCGGGUCUCGAACAAGGGGACCCCACCUAUCGGUUAUGUCUCCAUUACCGUGAUUUCAACAUGAGCGCUUAUGUGGCGGAUACUAUAAUAGAAGCGGUGGAAUCCUCGCGAAGAACAAUAGUAGUAUUAUCCAAAAAUUUCCUCCAUUCAGAAUGGUGCCGUUUCGAAUUUAAAUCGGCGCUACACGAGGUACUGAAAGACAGGCGUCGGCGUCUAGUUAUUAUUGUGUUGGGGGAGUUACCACAGAGGGAUCUAGACCCAGACUUGAGGCUGUACCUCAAGACAAACACGUGUAUAGAGUGGGGAGACAGACUCUUCUGGCAGAAGCUAAAGUUCGCAAUGCCGGAUGUUAAGAAAAACUCGUGUAACUCAAACCGGGAGUCUACCCGACACCACCGUCAAAGAUCGUCAUUGAACCUGUACUCAGCGACAUCUACAGGGCCUCCGAGUUUUGAUAGAAGUAGGAGCCCUGUUCUGUCACCGUCCCUACCUCUGCCACCACAGCCUCCUGCAGGGAAGUUGUUGCCAGCCUUCCUGCAUCACCAUCAGAACAACCUGCAGACUGCGGAGCGAGAGUUGCCUCGACGUAUCGCCCAGCCGCUGUGGGCGUAGCGGCUGUUCCGCCGCAGUCGCAAGCUGUGGUCACGUGACGUGGAAUGGCCGCUGGGAAGGGGUUUCUACUACCAUGUGAUUACCGGGCGCCAUGUCUGGACUAGUGACCGGCACGACGCUAGCGGCGAGGAUUCAACUUAAAAGAGUAUGAACACAGACAUUCAUUAGAGAUUAACGGGAAACAGUACAGACCGAUAAUGAGGGCGCACUAUAUGUGACAUCUGAAGAAGUGUAAGAAAAAGAGAUAAGACCCGAUUUUCAAAGUGAUUCGAGUGCAGGGCUUCGCAGCAAAUCUUCUUAGUACUGAAAUACUUCUCUAAUAUUUUAGCUGAGUAAAAGACAACUACAUACGAGGAAUGGGUUUGGGUAUGAGCAAACUGCUAUGUUCUGGCAAGUUUUUGCCCUCUUAUAACGAGCUGGCUGGAAGAACUUCUUUUUUCUUUCGCCUUAGGCAGUGACCAAGCUGACGAACUGAAAAACGAAUUCAAUUGUCAAGGUGAACAAUGUCCUCUUUCUUUUUUUCUUCUUUCCAUGAUACAACCGCCCUGAACAAAGGCAACAACGAAUAAGGAGGUUGUGACUGCUAAUAUGAAUUUCUCGUGCUGAGUCUUUCAGAGAGGGGAGGCGAUGGUACAUAGCUUCAAUUGGCGUUCAGCUCCUCGCUCUUAGAGACAUGUGGUUAAUUUGCUUACCGCAGAGGACAUUUGCAACUAAAGGUGUUCUCUUGGAAGAUGUUUUUUUUAAUUUACGAAAUCAA
Cryptotermes secundus is the source of this 5156-nucleotide messenger RNA. It is a transcript of the gene Toll-6, whose product is annotated as toll-like receptor 6. The transcript is spliced from 2 exons. Gene Ontology annotation, biological process: signal transduction. Bases 479 to 4399 code for a protein of 1306 amino acids. The record is from RefSeq and is a predicted model, not a curated record. Gene Ontology annotation, molecular function: protein binding. NCBI's taxonomy places the organism in Eukaryota, Metazoa, Arthropoda, Insecta, Blattodea, Kalotermitidae.